UAAAAGUCAUAUUUAAUUACAUUUCGCAUAAAUAAUUGUUGUAUUUUGUGCAAAAUACUGAAAACAUCGAAUUUGCAGGCUUUUUAUUUGUUCACUAGAACGGCAGUUGGGCUUAUUAAUCAAGGCCUGUUGCGCGCGUGCAUUUAUUCUCGUACACAAUAAUUUUUAUUAAAACGUCUCUCUCGCUUCAUUUAAUAUUUAACAUAAGUGAAUCCCAUAUUAGAAAUGGAAGUGCCAAGAGAUAUUCAACUUGAAAUUACAGUGAAUCAAAAUCAAUUAAAAAAUGCAAUUAGAAGUCAUCAGAUUUUGGUUUGGAAAUUAAAGGAUGAUCCAAAUAAUGAAGAUAUUAAAUUGGGAAUUCAAGAAAUUCAUAAGGAAAUAGUUGAUAUUGGACAUAUUCAAAGAAAUAUUGUAGAACGACUACGUAAAACUGUCCAAUCCCUCGAUCAAAAAUUGACACAGAAACCAGGAUUAGAAGAAAGGCGAUUUAAUUUGGCAAAUGUUCUCAAUAAAACUCGAAAGCAAGCUAUUGUGUCCCGAUCAACUUCAUUAAGUCCAUUAUCACCACCAUCAGAUGAAUCUCAAGACAUUCCAGUAUCUGAACCAAAAACACCUGAGAGCUUAGAAUAUCCAGAUCCAGCAUCAUUAGAUUCACCAACACAAUCCGAAUUUUUAGGCUUCUUUGGAUUGUGUACACAUGAAGUAUUUAAAGAAUUGCAAAAUAAACGCGUUGAAAGAAAACGAAGGAGCACUGCCAAUCCUCAUUUUUUGUAUGGAAACCAUUGGGAAAAUAAUAAAAUCAAGCGAAGAAAAAAUGUUUAUUUACAAUCAAACUUUUCACCACCCAACACACGCAGUGCUUUACGGAAACAAAAAGAAGAACGACGUAUUCCAUCACCACCUAUUAAAAGUGAAUCUAGAUCAACUUCACCGGUGCCUAUUAGUAGUAACAAUAAUAAGAAUAAAUCAAUAUCAGCAGCAAUUGGCUUAAAUAUUCCAAAUCUUCCAAGUGGUUUAACGAUAGAACGUGUUGAAAAUAAUUCAAGUUCACCUGAUUUGAAAACUUGCAUUAUAUGCAGAUUACCAGGUGGUUUAUCGUUAUGUGAAAAAUGUGAGUCACAUUUUCACAUAUCAUGCCAUAAUCGGCCACUCACAAAUACACCACGUCAUUGCCCAAAAUGUGCGCCGAAACGUGAUCGAGAUUUAACCAGUUAUCGAGAACCUGUUAGUAUGACUGUAGUUUUGGGAAAUGGUGUUCAAGUAUCUAGGGAAUUUAAAGAACGUCUUGAGGAGAAAAAACGUCUCCAAGAACAAAACAUCAACUUAAAUAAUCAAAUAAAUAAUUUAAAAGCGCGACACGCUGAAUUAACCAUAUCAUUGAAGACACAAGAAGAGGAAAAGAAAGAGCUGCUUAUAUGUGAACAUUCAGCGAAAGAGAAUAUUCAACGUAUAUUAGAUUUUGUUAAAAAUAUUAAAGGUACAACAGCUACAACAUGUGAAAUAUCAAAUGGAUCAUGAUUUUCAAAACAAACAUAUGAAUUU
Chrysoperla carnea is the source of this 1542-nucleotide messenger RNA. RefSeq names its product PHD finger protein 21A-like. Lineage: Eukaryota; Metazoa; Arthropoda; Insecta; Neuroptera; Chrysopidae. The transcript is spliced from 8 exons. The coding region runs from base 226 to 1518 and encodes 430 amino acids. The record is from RefSeq and is a predicted model, not a curated record.